Mobula hypostoma (lesser devil ray) is the source of this 5367-nucleotide messenger RNA. It is a transcript of the gene rfc1, whose product is annotated as replication factor C (activator 1) 1. The record is from RefSeq and is a predicted model, not a curated record. Gene Ontology annotation, molecular function: ATP binding; DNA binding; ATP hydrolysis activity. Gene Ontology annotation, cellular component: nucleus; DNA replication factor C complex. Gene Ontology annotation, biological process: DNA replication; DNA repair. Lineage: Eukaryota; Metazoa; Chordata; Chondrichthyes; Myliobatiformes; Myliobatidae. The transcript has 25 exons. The coding region runs from base 73 to 3642 and encodes 1189 amino acids.
CCGGAGGGCUCAGCUGUGGUUGACGUCAUCGCUGCGCGCCGCACGCCUGCGCGUUGAAAUUGUUGGCGCCAAAUGAAGCUGCGGAGGAACGGUGACAUGGACAUCAGAAGAUUUUUUGACGUGCUUCCUGCAGCAAAGAAGGCUGGGAAUAAGGCUUUGGAAAAGAACAAAAUGAAAAAUGUUGGCAAAGGGUUGUUAAACAUGAAGAAAACUGAUGUCAAGAGAAAGGACUCCUGCAAUUCCAAAGCAUCAAAACAAAAACCAGUGCACAGGAAAAAACACAUUAUUUAUGAUUCGGAUUCUGAACCAGAAGCUUCGCCUCCAGAUAAGAAACUCAAGAAAGGGUCAUCCUCCUCUAAACCUACAAAAUCCUCCAAAUCAGAGCCUGUAACUGUGGUUUCUGAAACAGAUGAAGAGGACGAUUUUCUGCAAAGUAGGAAGAUGACCCAAAAAUCCAGGGAAAAUGGUGGUCGUCCCGGGACAUCAGGAUCUGGAAGGACCAAUGUGAAAUCACAGCUCAAGCCAGUGCAGCCCAAACAAGCAAGUCCAGUGAAAUUUACUGCUAUAUCAGUUCAAGAUUACUUCGGCUCAAACAGUGUGCAAAGAUCAAGUAAAAAACUGGUGGCCAGCAAAAGGAAAGCACCUUCAGCCAGUCUUGAUUCUACUGUGGAUGACGAAGAGUUAGCUCGCCAGUUACAACUUGAUGAAGAUGAAGAGAUGGAACGGCAGCUGCAUGAGGAUGAAGAAUUUGCUAAAACAUUGGCAAUGUUGGAUGAGAUGCCAAAAAGCAAAAAGACACGGACAGAUCCUGAAAGCCAGGAGUUAUCGUUAUCUUUGGUAGUAAAAGCUGAACCUAGAAAAUCGGCAGAUGAGCAGACAGCAGAACACUCGGCCAAGAUGUUGAGUGAUGUUGAUAAUGUGAAGAACUGCAGUGAAAAGUUCAGUAAGUCACAGAACACAAGGAUUUCUACUCAACUGUCGUCUGAAUCUUCUAGUAAUAAUGUGGAAAAAUCACUUCAUAAAGCAUCUCCAUCUAAAAUAAGUGCAAAAUUGGCCAACAUGAAACGUAAUGAAGAAUUGGUGCGAGUAAAAGGGGACAGUCCAACAAAGCCAGUCCGAGAGAAGAGAACUUCACCGAGGAAAGGGGAGAAAACCCUUUCUUCAAAGAAAGAAGCAAAGAUUUCUCCCAAAAAAGAGGAAAAACCUAAUUCUUUAAAGAAUGGAAGUAAAAGGAUUUCUCCAAAGAAGGAAGAACAGACUGUUUCACCUCACACAAAGGAGAAAGUAUCCCCAAACAAAUCUGAGAGCCCCGAGGAUUCUGAAAAGAAGCGCCAGAAUUACUUGGCCUACCGUAGCUUUCUAAAUCGUGAUGGGCCACGAGCUUUGGGUUCAAAAGAAAUCCCUCAGGGAGCUGAGAACUGCUUGGAAGGGCUUACGUUCGUCAUUACAGGAGUCCUGGAAUCCAUGGAGCGCGAAGAUGCUAAAUCUUUAAUUGAGCGUUACGGAGGGAAACUAACUGGAAAUGUCAGUAAGAAAACAAAUUACCUGGUGACUGGUCGAGAAGGUGGGCGGUCGAAACUGGACAAAGCAGAGUGUUUUGGAACAAAGCAAAUCGAUGAAGAUGGACUGCUGGAUCUGAUUCGUAGAAUGCCAGGAAAGAAGUCCAAGUACGAGACUGCUGCUGAAGAGGAGGUUAGAAAGUCAAAAUCCAAAGUGCAAGAAGCUGCCAAGAUGGCAGACAAAGAUGAGCAUAUUAAGAACGGCUCACCACCACUGAAGAAACAAACGGAGCAUAAAAAGAGUGGUUCUUCAGCAGAGAAUGGUGAAUCCUCACGAUGCAAGAAGAGUAUGUUACUUGGAACAGAACCUUUCACCAAUAGUUCUGCCCUGAUAUGUGAUCGUUUGAAGCCAGCUUCAGAGAAGGAGGAGCGGAGUUUGCUGUGGGUGGAUAAGUAUAAGCCUGCAAUGCUGAAGAAUUUAAUCGGACAACAGGGAGAGCAGAGUUGUGCAAAUAAACUGGUCCGCUGGCUGAAACAAUGGCAUGUCAACAAUGCUGGGAACAGCAAACCUGCAGUGAAAUUCAACAAAUUUGGUGGGAAGGACGAUGGCUCAAGCUUCAAGGCUGCUCUGUUGUCUGGUCCUCCAGGUGUGGGUAAAACAACCACAGCUACCCUAGUAUGUAAGGAACUGGGAUACAACUAUGUUGAACUCAAUGCCAGUGACACUCGCAGCAAGAACACGUUGAAAGAAGUGAUAGCAGAAUCACUGAACAACACCAGCAUCAAAGGCUUCUGCUCUGGAACUUCGUCAUUAAGUCCCAAACACUUGUUAAUCAUGGAUGAGGUGGAUGGGAUGGCUGGUAAUGAGGACAGGGGCGGAAUACAGGAGCUGAUUUCUCUUAUAAAGCAGACCAAGGUUCCCAUAAUCUGUAUGUGUAAUGAUCGCAACCAUCCCAAGAUACGGUCUUUAGCAAAUUACUGUUUUGAUCUCCGUUUCCAGCGGCCUCGAGUAGAACAAAUUAAGGGUGCAAUGAUGACUGUUGCUUUUAAAGAAGGCUUGAAGAUUCCUCCUCCAGCUAUGAAUGAAAUUAUACUUGCAGCCAGUCAAGAUAUCAGACAGAUCCUGCAUAAUCUCAGUAUGUGGUGUGUAGAAAACAAGACUCUGACGUACGAUCAGGCUAAAGACAAUGGCAAGAAGACCAAGAAAGACAUUAAACUGGGUCCCUUUGAUGUUGUGAGGAAAGUGUUUUCUGCUGGCGAGGAAACGGCCUCCAUGAGCUUGAUAGACAAGUCAGACCUCUUCUUCCAUGAUUACUCUCUCUCACCACUUUUUGUUCAAGAAAACUACCUGCAUGUGAAGCCGGCAGCCUCUGGAUCAAACCUCAAGAAGCAUUUAAUGCUGUUGAGUAAGACAGCAGAUAGUAUCUGCGAUGGAGACCAUGUUGAUAAACGGAUCAGGUCUCAGCAGGCAUGGAAUCUACUCCCUACUCAGGCAAUAUAUGCAAGUGUGAUUCCUGGUGAAUUGAUGAGAGGUUACAUGUCACAAUUUCCAACUUUCCCAAGUUGGUUGGGGAAAUUUUCAUCCACUGGCAAGCAUGAACGUAUUGUCCAGGAACUUACGAGGCAUAUGUGCCUAAGGACACACGCUAGCAAGCGGGCAGUAAACUUGGAUUACCUUCCCUAUCUGCGGGAUGCACUGGUGCGACCCCUCUCACUUCAGGGAGCAAAUGGUGUUCAGGAGGCUGUUGAAACCAUGGAUGCGUAUUAUCUGCUGAAGGAGGAUGUGGAUUGUAUCAUGGAGAUUAAUAGCUGGGGUGGUCGGCCUGAUCCAUUCUCCAAACUAGACCCGAAGGUAAAAGCUGCAUUUACUCGCACCUAUAACAAAGAGACACACUUGACUCCAUAUGCUCUGCAAGCCAUAAAGAAACUGAAACAUGGGAGUGGUGCUGGAUCAUCUCUGGACUCUGAGCUUAAUGAUGAUUCGCAGACAGAGGAUGUUCAAGCAGAUGAAGCUGAGGAUAACUUGGAAAUGGAUGGAAUGAUUAAGCCAAAGAAGUCUAAAGCAUCAAAGAGCCGAACAGAAGAAAAAUUGCCACAGCUGAAAGGAAGAAAGGAUAAGGGGAAGCAAAAGGCAACAAAAUGAUUUUGCCUUGAGAAUGGUUUGGUUUUCACUGGCUGCAGGUCUGCUAAAUGGACUGUAGUGACCAGGCUUAAUACCUGGUGCUUGAUACAAUUUAUUUGAGCGCAGUUUUCUUUUGUCUUAAAGGAAAGUUAUUUACAAACUUUUUCUCUUGAAGUAAAGGUGUAUGUAUUUUUCUGUAUAUAUGCAAUACAAAGCUAUCCUUAGGUAUUUUUGAAACUGUACAUUAACAUGACGUGACACAGGUUUUUUUUUUGAAUAAAGUAAUUUUUGCAGUCAUCUGCAACAGUAAGAUGAGCCCUGUGUUACUUCCUGUACACACUUAACUGGAAAUACUUUAGAAGACUUGGAGGAUUAGCUGGACUAUUCCCUGUAAAGGCCCUUUGGAAACUGCAGAAGCAUUGUCAUGUUUUCGUUGUGGCCCUUCAGGGAAGUUUGGCCCUCUGUUCCAGAGCAAGAGCAGUGCAGUGAGGUCAUGUUGUAGUCUUGAGUGAAUUGUCCUUUAAGCCACAAGUUAUUCAGACUCCGUUUUGCACUUUAUAUGUGAGAAAUUUAACUAGCUUAGUAGCUUUGUUUCUUAUAGAAAAAAAGUGUCAUGCUUUCGUUAGAUUGAAGUUGGUAACUUGGUAAGAGCUCUUAGUUUGGUUUAUUUUACACCAAUUGGGUGAUUUUUCUGCUUAGAGUUUAAUUUGGGCACUGCUGUAUAUUGUUAUCAACCACAUGGAUGAUAAAGUACACAUAGGUUGGUGUGAGCAAAGAAGCUUAUUGAUCAGGUAAACUUGGUUUGAUGCCAUAAUUCUGUAAUGUUUAACCAAGUGCUUGGUCUUGUCAGAUUGUGUAGGUCUUAUGCAGAACUGACCAAUACUUAAAUACUUAAUCAUUUGAAAAUCAAAGCAAGUUGAGGGACUUGCCUCCAAACCAUGGUCUGAAUUUUCUCAAUGUAUCGAUAAAGGACACCACUUGAUAAAAAUGGGUGUAUAUUAGCUAAGAACCAAUGUCUUACAAAGUCAGGUAAAUUUCACCUCUUGGACUAUGCAGUUGAAAUUAUAUGUUGAAAUACUGAUAACAUGUUAAUAUAAUAAAGAAGGAUUUACCAAAUUUACACUAAUUCAAAUUAUUUUAUUACAUAAAUAGUACAUUUUGUGUAUGAGCAGCAGUGCUUCUAUUUCAAUAGAACUUCCAGCAUGCGUUAAAGGUAGCACAGGGAAUCUAUAAAUAAUGCCUCAUCUGGAGAAUGUUAUCUGUGAAUCGAUUAUUCAGUUGACUGUUGUUGGCAAAAGUGAAAGAUUCCAUAUGAAAAUGGCGGAAAGGUUGUUUUAUUGCUGGUACUAUGCAGUGUGACUAAUUGUGAGAAUGAGAAAAAUAAUUCCCUUGGAAGAUGAGCUAGUGUUUAAAUAAAUUUGAAAAACAAUACAAAUGUUAUAAAUAAUUCAAUUUAAAGAUAGCCAUACAGUAACUGCCACUGAAGGGAGCAUUGUUUUCUAAAACGAUCAUUGGAUACAUUACCACAGAACACUUUUUACAGAGCAUGUCUGCAGUGUUUAGAGGAGUUUUGAGUAUUAAUCUUAUAGAACUUAGCUUAAGAGAUCACACAUUGUAAAAUACCCAACACAACUAAAUGGUAAUCAAGAUUGUAUAAACAAAAAUACAAAUAAAAAUAAUGGUUAUUUUGUUUUUAAAUUUAAGCAAGAUUGCUUAAGUAACAUUCAAGCAGAAAUCUGGUUUCUU